Messenger RNA from Rhizopus microsporus ATCC 52813, 889 nucleotides. RefSeq lists its product as uncharacterized. The coding region runs from base 300 to 848 and encodes 182 amino acids. The transcript has 5 exons. The record is from RefSeq and is a predicted model, not a curated record. Lineage: Eukaryota; Fungi; Mucoromycota; Mucoromycetes; Mucorales; Rhizopodaceae.
UUUUUGUUUAUUGUUUAAUGGAAAGUCCUCAUGAUCAACAACAAAGUGCACUUUUAAGUAGAAUCAUAAUCAACGUUAGCAAAUUGAAUGAAAAUAUAGGACAGCUUAAUAAGAAAAUUGAAACAAUAAAUAAUAAUACAGCAGAUGUUGCUCUUGUAGCCAACAUGUGGUCAGGUUACAAUGAAUCUGUACAGAUUUACUUGGAUAGUAUAAAGGAACAGCAAAAACGACUUGAAAAAUAAAUAGAAAAUAAACUACAAAGUCACAUAUUCUUUUUUCUCUACAUUUUUUUAAAAAUAAUGGUGGUUAAUGAGGACACCAAUAUGGUGAUUGAUAAUACGGCAGAAAAGCAAUUAUCACCAGACGAAGCACUCAUUCGUGAAAAACAAGAAUGGGUAAAGCGCUUUAGGUUAAAAUUUUGUGUUCGAGACGAAUUUGAGAUUACAAAGAAUAUGAUCUAUCCAGAUGGCACGCUCAAUCAAGACUACUUUAGACCGCCCAAAGGCCCAAGAGAAGAAGCACGAAAAUGGACAGAGGUCGAGAAGACCUUGCUAAUUGAAGGCAUUGAAAAAUAUGGUAUUGGUCAUUUUGGUGAGAUAUCAAAGGAGCUAUUGCCAAAAUGGUCUACGAAUGAUCUAAGAGUAAAGUGUAUUCGAUUGAUUGGUAGACAAAACUUGCAAUUGUAUCGUGAUUGGAAAGGAAAUGCAGAAGAUAUAGCAAGAGAAUAUGAGUCAAAUAAAGCUAUUGGACUCAAGUACGGCACAUGGAAACAGGGUGUGUUAAUAUAUGAUGACGAUGGCAAGGUUGAAAAGGAACUGAUUGAAUAUCAUAAAAACAAACAAAAAUAAUAAUGUAAAAUAAAAAUGUGUAUAUACUACUUUCACAGCCG